GACAAAGCCCCCGACACUGUCCCUUGGACACCACCUCCCUUACUAUUUUAUUCGUUUCGCUACUGCAAGGCCACCGGUUGUGCAGGCAGACGCCAAGAAGUACAUCGUCCAGGCGGUCGGCAACUUCUAUUAGAAGCCUCCAUCGCCAGCUUUAUUCGACUCGAGCGCGUCGCUCUCACCCUUAGCAUCGACGGCACUAUGUCUGGCUACGACGACCGCGAUUCUGGCUCCGAUGAUGAGCCAUUCAACCCCCAAGCCGAGAUUGACGAAGAUGACGUACCUGCGACCGGCGCACCUGCUCGCCGGCCAGCUGUCGCAGACGACGAUGAUGAGGAUGAUGCACCUCAGAGAGGCAACAACGACGAUGAAGAUGACGAGGAAGGCGGAGAGGAAAACGAUGAUGACGAAGACGACGACGACGACGACGAAGAGGAUGAGGACGACGUUGUGGCACGACCUGCAAAAAGGAGAAAGAAGGCCAAGCGCAAUAUGUUUAUUGAUGUCGAAGCCGAAGUCGACGAGGAGGAAGAAGAGGAAGACGAGGGCGACGACGAUAUCCAGGACGAAGUGCAUCCCGAUGAUCUUCUCGAGACCACAAAUGCCGACCUCGACGACCGCCACCACCGUGAGCUCGAUAUGCGCCGCGAAGUAAACGCACAGAUGGACGUUGAAGAGAUGGCAAAGAACUUCGACGAGAAGUGGCGUCGCAGGGCGAUGCAGACCGCUCGUCGAGGCGCAACCGGAGCCGUGCCCUUGGCCCUUCCAACCGUCAACGACCCUUCGAUCUGGAGUGUCAAGUGUCGACCUACAAAAGAGCGCGAAAUCAUUAUGGCUAUUCAAAGACGCAUCGACGAGAAAAUGCGCGCAAAACAGCCCGUUAAGGUUUAUUCGGCUUUUGAACGUGGCCCCAACGGACCACAGUCUGGAUAUCUGUAUGUGGAAGCCGAUGCAAAGCAGGAUAUGCUGGAAAUAAUCGAGGGCAUUUCGAACGUCUUCAUGAGCGGCGAGAUGCUUUCGAUCGACGUCAAAGAGCGCCCAGAUCUGCUCCGCAAGAAGAGGAGGCCUCCGCUUGAGGAAGGCAAAUUCGUGCGCAUGAUUCGGCCACCGACCUACAAGGGCGAUCUGGCCAAGGUUGUCGAGGUCUCUGUUAACGGCUUAGAUUGUAUUGUGCAGCUCGUUCCUCGCCUUGAUUACGGACUGAACGAAGACACCAACGCGGCCGCCGACAACAAGCGGAAACGCGGGUUUUUUGGACCAAAGGUUGAACGCCCUCCGCAGAAGCUAUUCAGUGAAGCCGACGCGAAGAAGAGACACAUGAAGCACCUCACAAUGGCGGGCUCCGGCGCACAAAGGCAAUACACAUACAAAGGUGAAGACUACGUUGGCGGCUUUUUAGUCAAGGAAGUCAAGGUCAAUUGGGUCUCCGCUGAACGAGUCAACCCUAAGAUGGAGGAGUUGCAGUACUUUUCGACACAGAAUGCAGACGGUACGGAAACGCUUGACCUCAUCGCUGUGCAGGCUGCACAAAAGGCUGCGGAGACCGGUGCUUCUUUUGCUUCAGGAGACAACGUCGAGAUCUACACUGGCGAACAGAGGGGUAUCCGCGGUAUCACUGUCACAGUUACUGGCGAAAUCGUCACACUACAAGUCACUGAGGGAGAUCUUAGGGGUCGUCAGAUCCAGGCACCUGUCCAGCAGCUGCGCAAGCUAUUCCGCGAAGGAGAUCAUGUUAAGGUCAUCGGCGGUAGCAAAUACGUCGAUGAGGUCGGUCUUGUCACCAAAAUCAGAGAUGAGAAGGUCACCUUGCUUUGCGACUCGACCCAGCAAGAAAUCACAGUCUUUAGCAAAGACUUGAAACGCGCUGCCGAUUCUGCGACCGUUGGCGCAGAUUCCAACUUCGACCUCUACGAUCUCGUACAAAUUGAUGCCUCAACCAUCGGUUGUGUAGUCCGAGUUGACCGCGAAGUUUUGAGGGUCUUAGAUCAACAGGGCGAUGUGCGCACACUCCUACAUACACAAGUCUCUCAGAUUGCUGGCAGGAACCGAAACGCCGUUGCUACCGACCGUGACGGAUCCGAAAUUCGACACGACGAUAACGUCAAGGAGUACGGUGGCGAGAACCGACAAGGCAAGGUUCUUUACAUCCACAGGGGCAUACUCUUCGUGCAGAAUCGAGAGUUGGUUGAGAAUCAGGGCAUCUUCGUCGUCCGCAGCACAAGUGUCCUUACCAUGGCCGCUAAAAGCGGACGAGCCCAGGCAACAGAUCUCAGCGGCAUAAAUCCAGCCCUAAAUGCUGGUGCAAAUGGCAACUCCGGGCCCAUGCCUCCUCCCCGAAGCUUCGGCCGCGACAAGCUCAUUGGAAAGACUGUCAUUAUUCGUAAGGGUGCCUACAAGGGAUUGCUCGGCAUCGUGAAAGACACUAUGAAUGACGAAGCGCGGAUCGAGUUACACACCAAGAACAAGCAAGUGUCUGUCAAGAAAGAGCUUUUGUCUAUCAAGGAUCCGAUCACUGGGGCCAGUAUGCCAGUCGGUGGUGGUAAAUUCCCGGAUCGCUCGCGCGGAGGGUUCUCGGGCUCCACGCCCAGCCACAACAGCGGACGCACACCAGCGUGGGGCAAUAGUGGUGGUCGAACGCCUGGCUGGGGCGGAGGCGCGGGUGGCCGCACACCAGGCUGGGGAGGUGGAGGUGGAGGUGCAGGCGGUCGCACUCCUGGCUGGGGUGGAGAUGGUGGACGCACAGCGUACGGCGGCGGUGAUGGAGGCCGUACAGCUUAUGGCGGUGCAACAGCAUAUGGCGGCGCAACCUCAUACGGAGGUGCGACAUCAUACGGUGGAGGUACAGCAUAUGGUGGGAAUGAUGGCAAUCGCACCGCAUACGGAGGCUUCAACUCUGGAGGCCGUACACCGGGCUGGGGCGGCUCUGGCGCUGGCAACGCAGCUUCCAAGUCCAAUCUGUCUGCGCCUACGCCUGGCGCUUACAACGCUCCUACACCAGGUGCAUAUGCGGCACCAACGCCCGGCGGGUACGGCGCCUACUCUGCGCCCACUCCUGGCGGGCCUAUGGACGCUCCUACUCCUGGAAAUUACUCUGCGCCCACCCCGGGAGACUCACGAUAUGGUAUUACCCCCGCAGCCGCGCCGACACCGGGUGCAUGGGAUAUAUCAACCCCAGCGCCUAGUGGCGAAGACCCAGGUUACCACUGAUCGUUUUGAAAUUGUAUAAUAGAAGUUGCAUACUCAAGGCUGUCGAGUAGCAAAGGCCGAAAGCUGGGUCGGAUACCACUGUGAACUAGUUAGGGCCCUCCCUGGUGUUUGCAUUACUGGAGUUUCAAAAAUGAGGUUUCAAUCGAAUAUCAUUAUCGCUGUUCUUAAAUUUCAUUUACAGGAAGCGCUUGCCCUUUGCAGCGAGUGCAUGCAGAAGCGACUGUCUGCAGCUCGUUAGCGCGGGUAACCUUGCCAGCGAUGACUUGUCAG
Molecule: messenger RNA, 3474 nt
Organism: Boeremia exigua
Lineage: Eukaryota; Fungi; Ascomycota; Dothideomycetes; Pleosporales; Didymellaceae
Product: transcription elongation factor spt5
Exons: 3
Coding region: 199-3204 (1001 amino acids)
Biological process (GO): regulation of DNA-templated transcription elongation; transcription elongation by RNA polymerase II; regulation of transcription by RNA polymerase II
Cellular component (GO): DSIF complex
Molecular function (GO): protein binding; mRNA binding
Source: RefSeq, a predicted model, not a curated record